Camellia sinensis is the source of this 742-nucleotide messenger RNA. NCBI's taxonomy places the organism in Eukaryota, Viridiplantae, Streptophyta, Magnoliopsida, Ericales, Theaceae. The record is from RefSeq and is a predicted model, not a curated record.
UUUCAUAUGCUAGGACCGACAACUUCUUCAUAUCCCACCUCAGGUACAUGUUUGUUUUCAUGUAUUUAAUUUAUGCUUUUAUUUAUAUGUUAUUUAUUAUAUUCUGAUAUAAUUUGUUUAUUCUUAUAAUGUGUUCCAAAUCCAACGACUGAUUCACAAGCCAACUCAGGUAUAACAAAUGGCUAUGUAUCUGAUUACGUUAAUUUAACUACAAGUUAUUUAUUAUCAAUUUUUGUAAUAUGUGUUUUUUUUUUCCAUUACUCCUCACAUGCCCUACAGGUUCUUUAUCUUCCCCCCGAGGUCGAGGAUUUGCGAAAGGCAUUAAAGAUUGGGGUACGGGCAAGAAGUUGGCCAUUGAUUUCGACGCCGACUUCAAUCCUACUGGAGAUAAUGAGUCUAAGUUAACUAGCCAACUUGGGUUCAUGGUACAUAAUGGGAACAUUGUUUCUCUUACGUACGUUGAUUGGACCGAAGUGCCUAUUGAUGUUCUUGAGUCAAUAUGGGCAGAUGUUAAGGAUCAUUUACAAAUUUGUCCGGAGGGGUACAAACCACGUUGCUUGAAAAAGUGCAAUGAGUUGUGGAAGGAUCACAAAAGCAAGAUCAAGAAUAAGUAUUUUAAGCCUAACAAGGAUCAUACUAAUAUCAAAGACAUGGUGCCUUCGCAAAUUGUUCCAGAACAGUGGUAUGAUCUUGUUGAUUAUUGGAAGACAAAGAAAGUAGAGGUAUAUAAAAUAAGUUAAUU